CGGUACUCACCGCGAAGGGGCGGGGCGGGGCCGGGCUUCCAGCGGGAGGGGGAGGAAGAAGAGAAAGGAUCAGAAAGGGAGUGGAGCUGGCACCUACGGCGGCCGGAUAGGGACUCGCCAAGACGGAGACUGCAGGAUGAUGCGAUUCAUGCUGCUGUUCAGCCGGCAGGGAAAGCUGAGACUGCAAAAAUGGUACCUGGCCACAUCAGACAAGGAGAGAAAGAAGAUGGUUCGGGAGCUCAUGCAGGUUGUUCUGGCUCGCAAGCCCAAAAUGUGCAGUUUCCUGGAGUGGAGAGACCUCAAAGUUGUCUAUAAGAGAUAUGCCAGCCUCUACUUCUGCUGCGCCAUCGAGGGCCAAGACAAUGAGCUCAUCACCCUGGAACUGAUCCACCGAUAUGUGGAACUCCUGGACAAAUACUUUGGCAGCGUGUGCGAGCUGGACAUCAUCUUUAAUUUUGAGAAGGCUUACUUCAUCUUGGAUGAGUUCUUGAUGGGGGGUGAUGUCCAGGACACCUCCAAGAAGAGUGUGCUAAAGGCUAUUGAGCAGGCUGACCUGCUGCAGGAGGAGGAUGAGUCGCCACGCAGUGUGUUGGAGGAGAUGGGUCUGGCAUAGCCCCCACCCAGGCCGCAUGGAGAUGUGGGGAGCUGGUGAAGAGGCAGGGCACAAGUGGCCCUUUUCUUGGUGGGACUCGGCUGUCCCUCCUCUGCUGUCUCACCUUCUUUUGGAGUGAGCUGUAGGCUCAGGACCCUCAAACAGUCCCUUCCUCCACCCCCUACCUCCUGUUUCCCCUUUUCCUACUGAAGGUUUUUGGAGCUGGGAGGCAGGAAAAUAUGACCAAGACCCAAGAUGGGGGUGCUAUUUGGCUUUCAUUCCCUGCCUUUGAAGAACUAUUACUCCAAAUUUCCUUUCCUCCCUUAUAAUUGUAAAUAUAUAAAUAUGUCAGGUUAAAGGGAAAAGGUUUUCAGGGCUCUUCUCGUCUCCCUGCCCCAUAUCCUACCUCCACCCCUCCUACCCCUGCAGCCAGCCAGGGCAGCUUCUCUGCCUGGGAAGGGGGCAUCUGUAGUGACUGGGUCAUCCUUUCCCCUCAUCUGCACCCUCCCUUCUUCUUGGCUGCAGUAGGGCCUCUGUCCAGUGCUGGGGGAGGAACAGCAUAGUUCAUUUUUUUCUGACCUUGCCACUUUGAGGGAGGGAGGGUUGGGGGAAGGGCAGGCUUCAUAGGAGACUGGGCCCUAUCUCUCCUUCACUCCAUAUUCGGGGUGAGGCAGAAACUAAGGGGGUGGUGGGGUGGGCAAGUGUCUGACUUUAUUUCCUUUCCUCUGAAAUAAAAGGAAAAGCAUUUCUGGACUUCGCCUGCCUGAGGCUCUGUGAAAGAAGAUAGGGCUGCUGGGAUCAGUUAGGAGGGGAAGGGAACACUGCAUUUGCCUCUUCCCCAGAAAGGGGUUGCCAGAUUAGAGCCAGAAAUAAAAAAUAAAAUAAAACACACAGUUCAGUUUGUA
Messenger RNA from Myotis daubentonii (Daubenton's bat), 1497 nucleotides. RefSeq names its product adaptor related protein complex 1 subunit sigma 1 (gene AP1S1). Gene Ontology annotation, molecular function: clathrin-cargo adaptor activity. Gene Ontology annotation, biological process: vesicle-mediated transport; intracellular protein transport. Gene Ontology annotation, cellular component: membrane coat; AP-1 adaptor complex. NCBI's taxonomy places the organism in Eukaryota, Metazoa, Chordata, Mammalia, Chiroptera, Vespertilionidae. The record is from RefSeq and is a predicted model, not a curated record.